AAAAUGUUAAAAGUCAUAAACCUCAAGAACUAAAAAAAGAAUGGCUUCCUGGAUAUUCAAGUUGCUGCUGCUGCAAUUUGUGCUUGUGUUGAUUCAACAUGCUGAUUCAGGUUCUAUCAUCAAAUAUCUUCCUGGUUUUGAAGGCCCUCUUCCCUUCGAGCUCGAAACCGGGUACAUUGGCGUUGGUGAGCAAGAGGAAGAUCAAAUGUUUUACUACUUCAUCAAAUCUGAGGGCAAUCCAGAAGAAGACCCUCUUCUUGUCUGGUUAACUGGAGGACCUGGCUGCUCUUCUUUCUCUGGUCUUGUUUAUGAGAAUGGGCCUCUUGCUUUCAAGGUUGAAACUUACAAUGGAAGUAUACCAACGUUGGUUUCUACUACAUAUUCAUGGACUAAGGUGGCCAAUAUAAUCUAUUUGGAUCAGCCUGUUGGGACUGGCUUUUCCUACUCAACAAAUCCACUUGCUGAUAUACCAAGUGACACAGGAUCAGCUAAGCGGGUCAACGAGUUUGUUCGUAAGUGGCUGGCUAAGCAUCCUGAGUAUUUCUCCAAUCCUUUCUAUGUCACCGGAAAUUCUUAUUCCGGUAAGGUGAUUCCGGCAAUCGUUCAAGAAAUCUCAAAUGGAAAUUAUAUAUGCUGCAAACCUCAAAUAAAUCUUCAGGGCUAUGUGAUUGGAAACCCGGUAACAGCCUAUGAUCAUGAUAAUGACUCUCGCAUUCCAUUUGCUCAUGGAGCGGCACUCAUCUCUGAUGAACUAUUCGAGUCGAUGAAGAGAAGCUGUAAAGGAAGCUAUAGUAUUGUAGAUUCUCUUAAUACAGAAUGCGUGAAACUCGUUGAAGAUUAUCACAAGUGUGUUUCUGGAAUAUAUGAAGAACUUAUUCUUAAACCACAAUGUGAGACUACAUCUCCUGAUUGUUAUACGUAUCGGUAUUUGCUAUCUGAAUAUUGGGCUAAUAACGAGAGCGUCCGCAGAGCACUCAAAGUUGUCAAGGGGACUAAAGGGAAAUGGGAACGAUGUGAUUGGAGUGUGCUUUGCAAUAAAGACAUUAAAAGCAGCAUACCGUACCAUAUGAAUAACAGCAUCAAAGGCUAUCGAUCUCUAGUCAUUAGUGGUGAUCACGAUUUGACAAUCCCUUUCGUUGGAACUCAAGCAUGGAUAAGAUCUCUCAACUAUUCCAUCACUGAAAAAUGGAGGCCAUGGAUGAUACUCGAUCAAGUCGCCGGAUACACCAAGACUUAUGCCAAUAAGAUGACAUUUGCCACUGGAGGUGGGCACACAUUGGAAUAUAAACCAGAGGAGAAUUCAAUCUUGUUCAAGAGAUAUCUUCCUGGUUUUGAAGGCCCUCUUCCCUUCGAGCUCGAAACCGGGUACAUUGGUGUUGGUGAGGAAGAUGAAGAUCAAAUGUUCUACUACUUCAUUAAAUCUGAGAGCAAUCCAGAAGAAGACCCUCUUCUUCUCUGGCUAAGUGGAGGACCUGGUUGCUCUUCUUUCACUGGUCUUGUUUAUGAGAACGGGCCUCUUGGUUUCAAGGUUGAGGCCUACAAUGGAAGUAUCCCCACGUUGGUCUCUACUACAUAUUCAUGGACAAAGGUUGCGAAUAUAAUAUAUUUAGAUCAACCUGUUGGGACUGGCUUCUCCUACUCAAAAAAUCCACUUGCUGAUAUACCAAGUGACACAGGAUCAGCUAAGCGGGUCGAUGAGUUUCUUCGUAAAUGGCUAGCCAAACAUCCUGAGUAUUUCUCCAAUCCUUUCUAUGCCGGCGGAAAUUCUUAUUCCGGUAAGAUGGUUCCGGUCAUCGUUCAAGAAAUCUCAAAUGGAAAUUGUAUAUGCUGCAAACCUCAAAUAAGGCUUCAGGGCUAUGUGCUUGGAAGUCCGGUAACAGACUAUGAUCUUGAUAGAAAUUCUCGUAUUCAAUUUGCUCAUGGAAUGGCACUUAUCUCUAAUGAACUCUAUGAGUCGAUGAAGAGAACCUGUGGAGGAAACUAUAUUAUUGUGGAUCCUCUUAACACAGAAUGCUUGGAACUCAUUAAACACUAUGAAAAGUGUGUUUCUGGAAUAUAUGAAAACCUUAUCCUCGCACCAAAAUGUGACCUUACAUCUCCUGAUUGCCAUUCGUAUCGUUCGAUGCUAUCCGAAUACUGGGCCAAUAACGAGAGCGUACGCAGAGCACUUAAAGUUGUGGAGGGUACUACAGGUAAAUGGGAACGAUGUAAAUGGAGUUUGCAAAACAAUAAAGACAUUAAAAGCAGCAUACCAUACCAUAAAAAGAACAGCAUCGAAGGCUAUCGAUCUCUCAUCUUCAGUGGUGAUCACGACAUGCUAACACCUUACGUUGGAACUCAAGACUGGAUAAGAUCUCUCAACUAUUCCAUCAUUGACAAAUGGAGGCCAUGGCUGAUACUCGAUCAAGUCGCUGGCUACACUACGACUUAUGCUAACAAGAUGACAUUUGCAACUGUGAAAGGAGGCGGGCACACGUUAGACUAUAAACCAGAGGAGAAUUCAAUCUUGUUCCAGAGGUGGAUAAGUGGCCAACCUCUUUAAACACAAAAACCUUUAUCUUGGAGUGAUCUUGUUUGGUUUGAUGUAUCAUCUGAAAUACAUUUUAGAUGUUAAG
Molecule: messenger RNA, 2615 nt
Organism: Arabidopsis arenosa
Lineage: Eukaryota; Viridiplantae; Streptophyta; Magnoliopsida; Brassicales; Brassicaceae
Source: the annotation of a GenBank genome assembly